AACGCCCUCGACAUGCACAUUGCAUGCCCUACUUUUGCCCUAGCCCUGAAUUCUGGUGCCCACACGGGGCACAUUGUCAGACAUAUAGCGCAACUGACCCUGCCCUUAUACCUCACAAUUCACCCUGACUUUCCCCUCUUUCUCGUAUUGACACGAAGCCAGUCAUGUCUCUUCCCCCGCUCGACAUCGAAGCCUGCCUGCAAGAGCUCCCGCAGUACGCAAGUAUCGCGCUCCUCCGCGCCGGGGACAUCCCCACUCCCCAAAAAGCUGCGCGCAUCCUCCACCUCCUCAACGCGCUGUGCGGAACCCGAAUCCACCCUCCAGUCAAUCUUGCCGAUCCCGUCGAUCCCACCCAGUCACAGCGCGCCGAGAGGGCAAUCUCCCUCUGCCGCGCCGCCCUCGCCCCCGGCGAGGCGGACGUCAGCGCGACGCUGAACUUCGCCGCCGUGUGCUUCUGCUGGCGCGAGGUCGCGCUCGCCAUCCUGCAAUUCUGGGCGAACAUCUGCAUGACGCUGGAUAGUCGUGCGGGCCCAAUCACAAACCGCCUCGAGAGGUCGGCGGGCAAGCUGCGCAGCGUGCAGAUCGCUUCGGGCGUGCAGGUCGCUUCGGGCGUGCAGGCUCUUUUGGACGGGAAUGGCGCGCCGAAUGCAGAGGCGCUUCGCCUGGUAAUGUCGUCCGCGUCGCAGUGGCCGAGGCUCGUGUUGCCUGACUUCGAUCAAACGAUGGGCGCUCUCGACGCCCACUGGCCCGGCUACUUCCCCCUCUUGAUGGUGCUGGACCUCUACUGUGGCCACGAAGUAGCCAGGGCGGUCCGAUACUUCGACAACGCGCCCAUGCUGAUGAUGCUCAACCUUCAUUUCCUCUCUAUCGAUGCACCUAUCGAGUUCCCUGCAUCCUCGCGCCUCAUGAGUCUCGAGCUCGACUUCGUCGCGCCUACCAUCAUGCGCCUUACCGUGCGCGUCGAGGAAUCCGGCGGCCACGAUCAGGAUUACGACGGCCUGAUGUGCCCCCAUCUCUCCGACCUGUCUCUCGUGCAUGGCGCGUGCUAUUUGUCCGCCUAUAUCGUCGCGCCCAUGCUGGUCAAACUUGCCAUGAAGGGGCAAGGUCUUCGCGCCGGGCCUGAACUGUACCUUCGCUCCGCCAUCAUCCUCGUCACCCGUCCGCAGGGUGUGCGAUACCUUCGCAUCUUCGAGAUUGAGGGGAUGAAUCCCCAGUCACCGGAGUGGAUCGUCGACUGCUUGUCGAGCAUGCCGAGCCUCUCCAGCCUCAAAAUCAGGGACGAGUCUCGCCCCGACGGGACGCAGGUCGUCGUCACGCUGGAAUUGCUCAUAAUGUUGACACGCACUCCCGAUCCUUACAGGCUUGGCUUCCUGCCAAUGCUUACUGGGCUGGAGCUGAAGUGCGGUGGCAAUGCAGAGGUCAUGUACAGAGACCUUGUCAGGAUUCUCAUCAUAACGAGGCGGCAGUAUGUCGACGCGAGUCUCGCACCCCUGUGUUAUGUCGACACGGACCUUCCCCUGGGGGCCGCCUGGGUGAACAGCCCUUUGCCGUACUGA
Molecule: messenger RNA, 1556 nt
Organism: Schizophyllum commune H4-8
Lineage: Eukaryota; Fungi; Basidiomycota; Agaricomycetes; Agaricales; Schizophyllaceae
Exons: 4
Coding region: 165-1556 (463 amino acids)
Source: RefSeq, a predicted model, not a curated record